Molecule: messenger RNA, 657 nt
Organism: Hydra vulgaris (swiftwater hydra)
Lineage: Eukaryota; Metazoa; Cnidaria; Hydrozoa; Anthoathecata; Hydridae
Product: zinc finger MYM-type protein 1-like
Source: RefSeq, a predicted model, not a curated record
AUGGCAGGGCGUCUUUGUGGUGUAGCAGCAUUAAUUUUAAAAGAUUUUCUUAAAGCUCCAUACAUCCACUGCUAUUCCCAUCAACUUAAUCUGUGUGUUGCCAAAGCAUGUGCAAUUCCUUCAAUUCGAGAUAUGAUGGAUCAUGUUAGGAUUGUCUCUGAUUUUUUAAAUAAUUCUCCAAAGAGGUUAGAAGAUCCAUCUACAAAAAUUGUUGAGCUAUGUCCAAAAUCAUCAUUUCAAAAGACAAUAAAUGUUUGUAGAACCAGGUGGAUUGAAAGAAUUGAUGGUCUUGAAGCUUUUAUUGAGUUAUUUCCAGCUAUAAUUGCAUCUCUUACUUGUAUUAAAGAAGAUGAGACAUGGAACUACAAAUCCAGAGGUGAUGCUUCUGCAUAUGUGACAAUAUGUUGUUCGUUUAAGUUUAUCAUCACCUUAAUCAUAGUCAGGAAGUUAUUAGGGUAUACGAGACCACUGACAAAAACGUUGCAAAAAGUUGAUCAAGACUUCUCAAAAGCUCGUGAUGAUGUGGAAAUUUUAAAAAACACUCUUUUAUUUAUUCGGAGCUCUAUUGAAAUUUCACACUCAGAAUGGUAUAAAGAGGCUGUUACCAUAGCUGCAACUAAUUAUACCUUGCCAUCUAAACCAAGAACAUGUGGAUAA